GACUGACCAUGUCCCAAAACAUCCGAGUGUCGUCGCUAUCGAGCAUGGCAGCCGACCCAUCCGCUGUCAUUAGAAUAGCCGUCGUAAGUAUGCGAAUGUGCGUGUCGGGCUCGCAUUUCACGGUAGCAGGCAUUUGCAGCUCUCAAACACAAGCCAAGGGACCAGUCGACCGCAUCAUACGUCUUAGACCUCCAGUCGCAGUUUCCGCUUGUCAAUCAGGCCAUCUCUUCGCAGACACAAGACAGCGCUGAGAGAUGGAGGGCUCAUGCAAUACGUCUCGAGGGCCAGCUCAAGGAACUCCAGGCAAGACAGGACGCUGACCAGCAAGAGCUCGUCCAACUUCGUCACGACGUCGCACAAGCUCAGGCUCAGGCACACGAAAAGGAAUCGUCCCUACAACCUCCCAAAAAGAAAGCCAAGAAGAAACACAAGGAACAACAUCUUGACGAAUCUACUUGGAAAUGGGAGUUGGUGCGCACAGUGCCUAGGCUGGUCCGACUUCAUUCACUCCCUAUACCCGCCUGAACCCUCGCUACUUAUCGCAUAUACUUCUCUACGCGGGGCCCUUCUGUCGUCGUGUUACCCGUUCGCCUCGGGAACAGGCAAGGAAGUUCGUAUGAAAACCUACAUCCAUCGUCUUGCAGACGCAAUGAUCCGCGCUGCUGAAGCCAUAUAUGCGUUUCUAUUCGUCAAGAAUGGGGGCAAAUACAUGACUACUGAGACGCCUUCUUCCUCCAUGGGUGGCCUACCAGCGCACUUGGCCUUAACACCUUCACCACCAACACCAUCACGGGGAGGACGAUACCAAGACCUAACUUGUGCCUCCAUAGCUAUGUGCUACCCUCUCCUCGCGUACACCCUAACCACCGCCUUCCCUGCUCUUCUUAAAGCCUGUGAGGAUUUAUCGUCCUCAUAUGCCAAGAACGACACAUUGCUCGAGACAAUCCCACUCCCUUCAAGCGAACGACCUGAAUAUCAUAGAGAAUUUGACUACCAUCAAAUCAAUAGAGUCAUAGACGUUCUGUUAGAACUGAUCCUGCUUCCGUUCGUGCGCGCAUUUCGGCCACUCUGCUGGGCACGUCUUCUUCCUGUAAUUGAAGGCGCCAAAAGUGACGUUGUCGAUGUCGAUACCAACGCCAAGGCCAAACCUGGUGUCAAAGCUAAGGGAGGAUCUAGUGCUAUCGCGAAAGGUGCAGUGAAGGAGAAAGGCAAGGGCCAUGAAAGACAACCAAAAAGCAAUUCGAAGGAAGAUGCCACAAAGACAAAGGCUGGAAAUGGGAAAGCGAACCAGAAAGCCAAAGAUAAGGGAACCUUUCACCGCGACACCGCGGAUGCAGAUCCAACGGGGAAUUCUAUUCCUGUGCUCUCUGGCUCUCACUCCUAUCCGUCCACGGCGAAUGUAUGCACAGACAUCCUAGCACUCCUCGGGAUGGCAGCUCGUGCUCUGGAAUCACUCUCUUCGUCCACCUCACACGCGGAUUCACUGGCCAUUGCACAUGGUGUCAGUACCGGUGUCAGGGAACGUCUAGGCCUUGAGGCGAUCCGCGAACUCGCCGCGCUGUAUGAGGACCCAGUCGGUCAUGCUACCAGUCCCUUGGAUUAUAGACCACCGGAAGGGAACCACCCCUGUACUCACACUACGACCACGACCACACCCUCUCUCACCCCUGCGCCGCCAAGGAAUGCACAAACACAUACAAUUUUCGUGUGUGAGAGCACCGCCACCCGCAAUGCAACGGACGCCGAGAAUCCAACCGUAGUGUUGCAAGCGUCCAUGCACAAGGCAAAAGAGGCCCUCCAUGCGAGCCUCUUCCGGACGCUCUUCAACAAGGAUACAGCAUGGUACCUCUGCUCAGUUCUCCACCUCACUAUUUCGUCAUCAACGGGCUCGGUUAUAUCAGGCGAUGUUUCUGGAUUUGGAAGUAUGCCUGUGGCCAGCUCGACUUCUCUUCGAGGUGCUGAGAAUCCUCAAACGGCAGGGAGUGCAUCACCUCCGUCAUCGCCCCUAUUGGCACGAGCUGUAAUAGCAGGCAUUGGGAGACUCUUGCGCCUCGCAACCCCUGAGGCCAGUAUUGGCGAUGCGGCGGACAAUUUCCAGAAAACCAGCACCAACACACCUAUCGACCCGAUCAUCCAAAAUAUCUUCUUAGCGAUAUGCGAGCAAACUUUGAAAGGGUAUGCAGAGAUGGACCCAGAACUGCUUGAGUGACAAAUGAAUCGGGGAAGACGUUCUCAGUCUGACUACAUACGUAUUACCCCUUUAGCACGCUUCACGGAAUUGACAGCUUUCACGGGAUUGACUGCAAUAGAUUUUCCAACAAUUCAGAAGUUCAGCCUUCAUGCAUUAGGGAGGGGAUACAGCCUUAUACCCG
This is a messenger RNA of Pisolithus orientalis, 2372 nucleotides long. RefSeq lists its product as uncharacterized. The transcript has 4 exons. Lineage: Eukaryota; Fungi; Basidiomycota; Agaricomycetes; Boletales; Pisolithaceae. The record is from RefSeq and is a predicted model, not a curated record. Bases 266 to 2209 code for a protein of 647 amino acids.